CCGCUCUCAGCAUCGAAACCCUCACCCGUCUCUCUCGGCCAGAUUCCAUCCAUGGCGACGGCGACGGCGACGGUGGCGGUGGCGUCGGGAGCGGGAAGUAGGAAGAGCGGGCGGGGCCGGAAGGCGCUGACGGCGGUGCUGGACAACGACGCCAACAUCUCCGCCGGGAAGGCCGGCUCGGCCGCGGGGAUCCUCUCGCCGCCGCCGCAGAAGGCGAAGAGGGCGUCUUCGAAGGGCAAGGGGAAGGCGGCGGCGGCGGCGGCGGUGGUGGAUGAGGUGUCGGAGCUGCAGGGGAUGCUGGAGAAGCUGCGGCUGGAGAAGGAGAAGGCCGAGGAGAUGGUGCGGGAGCGGGACGAGGUCAUCCGCCGGAAGGAGGAGGAGCAGGGCCGCCUCCAGGCCGAGCUCAAGAAGAUCCAGCGCGCCAAGGAGUUCAAGCCCACCGUGAGCAUUCCUCUUGUCAAGUCAUUAAUCGAGGAAGGAGACGGUAAGGCCAAGAAGAAGAAGGGCAAGGGCAAGGCCGGCCAUGAGAGGAAAAAGCCCUGCCCGGCGUACGCCCUCUGGUGCAAGGAUCAGUGGAACGAGAUCAAGAGGACGAACCCGGAGGCCGACUUCAAGGAGGUGUCCAACGCUCUGGGCACCAAGUGGAAGGCGCUGGGCGCGGAGGAGAAGCAGCCGUACGAGGAGAGGUACCGGGUGGAGAAGGAGGCGUACCUGCAGGUGGUCGGGCAGGAGAAGCGCGAGGCCGAGGCGAUGAAGCUGCUCGAGGAGGAGCAGAUGCAGAGGACCGCCAAGGAGCUGCUCGAGCAGUACGUCCGGUUCCGGCAGGAGGCCGCCGCCGACAACGGCGACAAGAAGGCGAAGAACAAGGGAAAGAAGAAGGACAAGGACCCCUCCAAGCCGAAGCACCCCAUGUCCGCCUACUUCGUCUACUCCCAGGAGCGCCGCGCCGCGCUCAUCGCCGAGAAGAAGAACGUCCCUGAGAUCGGCAGGAUCACCGGAGAGGAGUGGAAGGGCAUGACGGAGGCGGAGAAGGCGCCGUACGAGGAGGCGGCGCGGAAGCAGAAGGAGGAGUACCAGAAGCAGAUGGAGGCGUACAGGCAGAGGAAGGAGGAGGAGGCGGCGAGCCAGGAGAAGGAGGAGGAGGAGCAGAAGGAGGUCAUGAAGCAGGAGGCGCUGCAGCUGCUGAAGAAGAAGGAGAAGGCGGACAACAUCAUCAAGAAGACCAAGGAGCAGCGGCAGAGGAAGAAGAAGGGCGCCGGCGGCGCCGCGGCGGCGGACCCGAACCGGCCCAAGAAGCCGGCGUCGUCGUUCCUGCUGUUCAGCAGGGAGGCGAGGAGGCAGCUCGCCGAGGAGCGCCCCGGCGUGGCCAGCUCCACGCUGAACGCGCUGGUCGCGGUGAAGUGGAAGGAGAUGGGCGAGGCGGAGAGGCAGGCGUGGAACGGCAGGGCCGCGGAGGUCAUGGCGGCGUACAAGAGCGAGAUGGAGGAGUACACCAAGGCGCACGCCGGCGGCGGCGGCGCCUCCCCCUGUGCCUCCUCGUCGGCUUCGUCGUAAGCGGCGUCAUGGCCGGCGAUGUUGGCCCUAACGCUAACGAGAGGAUUCUCUUCUCUGAAUCCUAUGGGGAGUGCAGUACGUGUUGAUGAUGCGUUUGGUUUGGUUGUGGGUUUAGUUUAAGACAUUCAAAUUUAGCUCAGUAAGCUUGAGAAAUUUCAGCUUAUUCAAAGCAUUUGGUAUCAGAAUUUGCGUGGCUGUUGCCAA
This is a messenger RNA of Oryza brachyantha (malo sina), 1758 nucleotides long. Its product is annotated as high mobility group B protein 13-like. The record is from RefSeq and is a predicted model, not a curated record. Lineage: Eukaryota; Viridiplantae; Streptophyta; Magnoliopsida; Poales; Poaceae. Gene Ontology annotation, molecular function: DNA binding. Bases 52 to 1554 code for a protein of 500 amino acids. The transcript has 4 exons.